AAUAUAAUGUACUUUUUGAUAAUUACCUUAUUACAUACCUCUCUCAUAUUCCUUGCCUGUUUCUUCUUUUUCACAUCCUCUUUACAGGAAAGAAUGAGUAUGAUCUUCUGGUAAUUGGUGGAGGGUCUGGAGGCCUUGCUUGUGCAAAAGAAGCUGCUCAGUUUGGAAGGAAAGUGGCUGUUUUGGAUUAUGUGGAACCUUCUCCACAAGGAACCAAAUGGGGACUUGGUGGAACUUGUGUGAAUGUUGGCUGCAUUCCUAAAAAGCUUAUGCAUCAAGCAGCCCUUUUAGGGAGUGCCCUUAAAGAUGCUCAACACUAUGGCUGGAAUAUAGCACAACCUGUUCAUCAUUCCUGGUCUGUGAUGGCAGAAGGUGUUCAGAAUUAUGUGAAAUCCUUGAACUGGGGACACAGAGUGCAACUACAAGACAAGAAAGUGAAAUACUUCAACAUGAAAGGGAGUUUUUCUGGUCCACAUACAGUCCGUGGUUUAACAAAAGCAGGCAAAGAGACUAUUGUUACUGCAGAAAACAUUGUCAUUGCUACUGGAGGAAGACCAAAAUAUCCUACACACAUUGCAGGUGCACUGGAGUAUGGGAUUACAAGUGAUGAUCUGUUCUGGUUAAAAGAAUCACCUGGAAAAACGUUGGUUGUUGGAGCCAGCUAUGUUUCACUUGAGUCUGCUGGUUUUCUAACAGGCAUUGGGUUGGACACUACAGUCAUGAUGAGAAGUAUCCCACUUCGUGGGUUUGAUCAGCAAAUGGCAUCUUUAGUAACUGAGCACAUGGAAUCUUAUGGCACAAAAUUUUUAAAGAGAUGUUUCCCAAUCAAAGUUGAAAAAUUGGAGAGCAACAGAUUGCAAGUCACUUGGAAAAAUACUGACCUGGGCACAGAAGAAACUGAUUCCUUUGACACAGUGAUGUGGGCAGUAGGUCGAGCCCCUGACACUGAAACUCUCAAUUUGGAGACAGUUGGAGUGAAAACUAAUUCUGAAACUGGGAAGAUCAUUGUUGAUGCCAGUGAAGCAACUUCUGUUCCUCACAUUUAUGCAGUUGGAGACAUAACAGAGGGCCGUCCUGAAUUAACACCCACAGCAAUAGCUGCAGGAAAACUGCUGGCUCAGCGUCUUUUUGGCAAGUCUUCAGAACUGAUGGACUAUGACAAUGUACCUACUACGGUUUUCACUCCCUUGGAAUAUGGUUGUGUUGGACUGUCAGAAGAAGUAGCUGUGCAGUGUUUUGGAUCAGAUAAUAUUGAGGUAUACCAUGCCUAUUAUAAACCUUUAGAGUUUACAGUGGCUGAAAGAGAUGCAACUCAGUGCUAUAUAAAAAUGGUGUGCUUACGAGAGAGAGGGCAACGGAUACUUGGCCUUCAUUUCAUUGGACCAAACGCAGGCGAAGUUAUUCAAGGAUUUGCUCUUGGAAUCAAAUGUGGUGCUACAUAUCCUCAACUGAUGAAGACAAUUGGCAUUCACCCUACCUGUGCUGAAGAAAUUACCAAGCUGCACAUUACAAAGCGUUCUGGCUUGGAUGCAACAGUCACAGGCUGCUGA
Messenger RNA from Merops nubicus (carmine bee-eater), 1550 nucleotides. It is a transcript of the gene TXNRD2, whose product is annotated as thioredoxin reductase 2. The annotation marks the transcript as partial. Lineage: Eukaryota; Metazoa; Chordata; Aves; Coraciiformes; Meropidae. Gene Ontology annotation, cellular component: mitochondrion; cytosol. Gene Ontology annotation, biological process: glutathione metabolic process; cellular response to oxidative stress; cell redox homeostasis. Gene Ontology annotation, molecular function: flavin adenine dinucleotide binding; glutathione-disulfide reductase (NADPH) activity; thioredoxin-disulfide reductase (NADPH) activity. The transcript is spliced from 16 exons. The record is from RefSeq and is a predicted model, not a curated record.